Drosophila mauritiana is the source of this 1220-nucleotide messenger RNA. RefSeq lists its product as uncharacterized. The transcript has 3 exons. Lineage: Eukaryota; Metazoa; Arthropoda; Insecta; Diptera; Drosophilidae. Bases 396 to 1208 code for a protein of 270 amino acids. Gene Ontology annotation, biological process: removal of superoxide radicals. Gene Ontology annotation, molecular function: copper ion binding; superoxide dismutase activity. The record is from RefSeq and is a predicted model, not a curated record.
UAUAAUAGCUUACAUUUGUCAAAGUACGGUUCGAUAUUAUUGAACUGUCAACCGCUUCUGAACGUCUCAAUAAUGGGCUUGUGAUCUUGCCCUCAAUCCCCGCAAGAAGUACGCCCAUGUGGCAGGUAACCAGGCAUCAGACCCAGACACACGCGACACUCGAUUGCCAUUAGCUUCCAAUCUAGUCAUCAAAUGUGCCGGCUAUAUAUCUGUCUAUAUAUCGCCACCACUGCGAUUCGCAGUCCGGUGACAAUUAACGUGGUCAAUCGGCGUGAAAACCAUGUCGAAGUCAUCAUGGAUGAGCCGAGUCGGGCGCUUGGAUCAGUUCAACCGAAGCCCCAGAACGGUGAGGUCGCAAGUUUUCCACAUUCGAGUCCUAACUUAACCAGAUCAGAAUGCUUAUUAAACUGAUACUGGCGUUGGUAAUUGGCUAUGGCGGCAUUUUUGCGCCUGGCAGUGCACAAAAUCUGUUGGAUCGACUGCGUCCGGUGAAUAUGACCCGCUUCGAUGAUGGCAUUAAGGUGGUUUCCGGCACCAAAGUGAAGCGCUACGAGCGCCUGACGGUUCCGCUGGGUGGUCCUGUGGGCAUUCCAGGAGCGGCUGGCCUUUUGGGACCUCUGCUGCCUCCUCAACCGGCUUAUUUGGGAUACACCUAUCAGUUGGUGCCUCAAUGGCAGGCGGGUGCCAAACUGGUGGGCGAUGGCGAAGGAGCGGGCGUGGCCGGAAUGAUAUCCUUUGUGCAGCUGCCCUACAACUCGGAUAUUAAGGUGACGAUCAAUGUGACUGGAUUGCCAGCCGGCAAACAUGCCCUGCAUAUUCACACCUUUGGCGAUCUCAGCGAUGGUUGCAAGUCCACAGGUGGCCAGUUUCCCAAUAACUUUCUCGGUAAUGUGGACACCAAGGAUGAUGGCAGCAUCUCGGCGGUCUUUCAGAGCAUUUACCUGCAAUUGUUCGGCAUCAAUGGGAUCGUUGGGCGUUCCAUAGUGAUACACAGCAAGGCAAUCGAUCUGAAUACUGCCCUAAAUGCAGAGGUAUUUUCCUCCUCCCUGCAAGCCAUGCCAAAUCCCCUGGCCUAUCAGAACGAGGAGAAUUCGCUGGGUGCAGCCAUCGCCUGUGGGGUUAUAAGUAUUAUGAGCACAGCCGCCAGUUCAUCAGGAAUGGCAACGGCUGCACCAGCAGCACCGGCAAUGGAAAAUCCAGAGAUUUAACUUGUAAUUAUA